This is a messenger RNA of Mya arenaria, 3014 nucleotides long. RefSeq names its product N-acetylated-alpha-linked acidic dipeptidase 2-like. Bases 547 to 2847 code for a protein of 766 amino acids. The transcript is spliced from 17 exons. The record is from RefSeq and is a predicted model, not a curated record. Gene Ontology annotation, molecular function: carboxypeptidase activity. Lineage: Eukaryota; Metazoa; Mollusca; Bivalvia; Myida; Myidae.
GUGCAAAUUUAACCAGAUUUCUUUCUUGGCGCAGAAAUGAAAUAAGUUUGCAAUAAAAAGUGUAUGAUUUGUGUACGCAACUAUGAAGUAUAUAAACGAAUUUCUGUAUUAGUUUCAAACCAAACAGAGACAUAGAUCAGUGCAAGUUCGGUCGGAACUGUGAUAAAUUAAUUUCAGAUGUAGUAUCAUGUAUCACUUGGAUAUGAUGAUUAAUCAUUUAUAAUAAUAUUUGACGUUCAAAGGUCAAAUAGCAUGCCACAUGCAGUAACUAGGUCACACUAGUCAUCGUUUUGCACAUUGCAAUGUGAUUCAUACAUGUAUGGUCAUGCGUCAGUGAACACUGUUGAUACAAAAUCAUAAUCGUAAACCGUUACUUGCAAUUCAAUUGUUUGCAGACUGGAAAUUUACAAAUGAAACUAUGGAUGAUACUAGUUAAUUAACUUUCACCGGUUUCUGAAGGGUUACUGGAGUGCCUAGUGUUACCACAGCAAGAGUGUUUUUCGUUUGUGUAUUUAAUGUACUUCAUUAUUCGUAUAAAAGUUAAAAAUGGAAGAAUUGCACAGUUCCACUGAAAAUGUGUACUACAGACGAAGUCAGUCACGUAACAAUCGCUGCAUAAUCAUCCUUACGAUCGUCGUGGCGAUAGUCGCUUUUGUAGUCGGAAUUCUGAUUGGUCGGUAUGCUACGUGUCCGGAGAUGGAAACAAACGAUCCUGUUCAUGGAUUUCCGGAAGAACUGAUGAAAGAUGCUGAUCCAGAAAUUUCGAAACUGCUUAUCAACGGCAUGAAUUCCGACAAAAUAAGACAAAAUCUUAAGAUGUUGACUGAGAAACCGCAUCUUGGCGGGACGGAUGAGAACCACGAAUUAGGCCGGAAGUUGAAGGAAUUCUGGGAAGAAAAUGGGCUUGACCACGUGGUCCUGGCUCCUUACAAGGUCCAACUAUCCUACCCUAACAUGUCGAACCUCAACUACGUCGAACUUUUGGAUGAUCAGGGCAACUCGAUGUACAAGUCGAACCUGACCGAGCCGAUACUGACCCCGGAGGAGAAUAAGACUGGCGUGGUACCGCCCUUCAAUGCGUAUUCGCCGCCAGGAGAUAUUCAGGGCGUGAUUGUGUAUGUGAAUUAUGGGCGGGUUGAGGACCAUGAGUACCUAGAACAGAACACAUCUGUCUCUGUCAAAGGCAAAAUUGUCUUGGCGAGGUACGGAAAGAUCUUCCGAGGGGAUAAGGUAAAGCAAGCAGAGAUUCGGGGUGCCAUAGGGAUCAUUCUAUAUUCUGACCCGGAUGACAUCACAGCGGGCGAUGUAGACAAAGUCUAUCCGAAUGACUGGUGGUUGCCACCUUCUGGGGCUCAGCGGGGGUCCAUUUACAUCGGGGUUGGUGACCCUCUGACACCGGGCUACCCAGCAACAGAAUGGGCGUAUCGUAAGCGUGACCCUAACGAGUACAUGCCGGGCAUCCCUUGCCAUCCGGUCGGCUACGGCAUCGCCAUAGAACUCAUGCGAUCUUUGGCCGGUGGUGUGGUCCCUGAAGACUGGCGGGGAAAGAUGAAUGUUACCUACAGAUUCGGUGACGCAUUCCAGAACCAGGGAUGGAAGGCCCGUAUAUUCAUAACCACCCAUUCCAAGGUCGUGACCACCUAUAACGUCAUGGGCAUCAUACGGGGCGCCGUAGAACCCGACCGUUACGUGUUGGUGGGUAACCAUAGAGACGCGUGGGUUUUCGGAGCGUUGGACCCCUCUAGUGGGACGGCUACCAUGAUGGAGAUGUCCAGGGUUAUAGGACAACUAGUAAAGUCAGGAAAAUGGCGACCAAGAAGAAGCAUCAUAUUCUGUAGUUGGGGAGCGGAGGAGUAUGGGCUCGUGGGCUCCAUAGAAUGGGUCGAGCAUUAUACGAAGAUCCUGCAGGCCAGAGCUGUUGCGUAUUUGAAUGUCGACAUUGCAGUAGAAGGAAAUUCGACCUUACGAGCUCUCGGCACACCUCUUCUCUACCGAUCCCUGUACUCUGCCACGAAGAAGGUACCCAACCCCAACAGUACAGAAGUAGCGGCUGGAAGGUCCACGGUGUAUGACACUUGGUACAAUACCUACCCCUGGCAAGGAUAUCACCGGCCUGAAGUGAAACUACCGGGUUCUGGAAGCGACUACGCGCCGUUCCGAGACCGUAUCGGGAUCCCCUGCGUCGAUAUUCGCUAUUCGUGGAAUAAGAAUAAAUUAAAAUUGUCUUCAUAUCCGAUGUACCAUUCGGUUUACGAGACAUUUUACUUGGUCGAUAGGAUUAUGGACAUAGGUUUUAAGUACCACACAGCUGUAGGUCAGGUGUGGAUCGAGAUGGCCCGACAGUUGUCGGACGAGGUCAUACUUCCCUUCAACGUCACAGAUCUGACCAAUGUAAUUGAGGACCAGACUGACAGUCUCCUAGACAGAUUUGGACAAUUGCUCAGUGACAAUCAAGUUGAUAUAGAUUUACUUAGAGGAGCGGUCAAAAAUUUGACAAACACAGUUGAACGCUUUGAAAACAAGUUGGAGGAGGUUGAUAAAACUAAUCCCUAUGUGGUACGGCAAGUUAAUGACCAGUUGAUGAAUAUAGAAAAAGCGUUUAUAGAUCCAAACGGUCUACCCGGCAGGAAGUACAAACAUCAUCUGUUAUUCACGGAAAGCAGCGUUGAUAACUACGCUGGAAGCAGCUACCCUGGACUCUCGGACGCCCUCACGCGCAUCGUGCACGGGGACAACGCGACGCAGCAGUGGGAGGUCGUUCACAAACACUUCUCCGUUUUACUAUUUGUUCUUCAGUCAGCACAAUCCGUCAUCAGGGACGUUUCAAACUUCAUGUACAGUUACUGACCGCUCACUAAACAUGCACAAACCCUCCCACCCGAGCAUAUAUAACUUUAAGUAGCGUUAUAGUUAACGUCACAUACACCAUUUACAAAUUUUGAUGCCUUAUCAUUUUGCUUACAAAGGCAUUGCUUGAUGAUUAAAACUAUACCAAAUAAAUUACCAAAACUACA